CAUCAGUCAUCAUAUUAGUCUGUGGUCGUACUCGUCAUUUUAAGUUAUGUUCUACCGGUUCAAUAUAAAUAAAUAGAAAAAUAUACUAAUAUAAUGUUACACAACCUGAAGAAGAAAAGGAAUGUCGUGAUAAUAACUGUUUUCACGACAAGCUGUUUCUUUUUAUAUCAGUUAUACUUUUUCUUUAAACUUUCUUCCGAAAAUAACGUCAACAGUAAAAUUGUACCGGUAAUGGAUCAUGAAAAAGUUAAACAUCUGGUGCAUUUGCGGUCCGAACACGAUAAAUAUAUUAACGAUAAUGGUUUAAUUCGAGGUGUAUAUUUUACAUACAUCAGAGAAUAUCGUCCUGAUACAAAUAAUGAAUUUAAGUGUCGGAAAACAGAACAAAGAAUACCGUUUGAGAAUUUAAACGAUGACUUUUGUGAUUGCGAAGACGGAACUGACGAACCGAGCACUAACGCGUGCCCAAGUGGCAUUUUCUACUGUGAUACACAAUUCCCUAAAGUUACCAUAAACUCUAUUCCAUCAAGUCGAGUCAAUGAUGGAAUUUGUGACUGUUGUGAUGGUUCUGAUGAGUGGAUGAAUAAGUCAAAAUUCCUGGGACACAAAACAAAAAACAAUAUUAGACAUUAUGUUUCUAAGUGCCUGAAUAUUUGUAAACGGACAAGUUAGCUCCUCUAGAAUAUGUAGGAUUUAUCUAAAUAUUAACCUCUGACACCCAGUGCAAAAUAUUUAAUUGUCAAAUUUUGUUUGAGCAACAGAAAUUUAAAAGGCAUUUAUUUUCUCGCAAUUGAUUCCUUUAGAAUUCUUUUUGAUGUUAGUUCUAAUAACUACUAGAUACUACUACUGCUUCGGAGACAAAUGGCGCUCUGAGAGAGAAGAAGCGGCGCAAGAAACUCCCAGCAUUCUUUUAAAAAAAAUUAUGAUUAAAGGUAAACUUUAACUGUCGAUUUUCUCUUAAUUUUAAUUAAAAUAAAUCCUUUUUAUUAUGAUGAUGUAUUUCCAAAAUAAACACUAAAGCAUUGUU
Leptidea sinapis is the source of this 1027-nucleotide messenger RNA. Its product is annotated as glucosidase 2 subunit beta. Gene Ontology annotation, cellular component: glucosidase II complex. The transcript has a single exon. Lineage: Eukaryota; Metazoa; Arthropoda; Insecta; Lepidoptera; Pieridae. Gene Ontology annotation, molecular function: protein binding. The coding region runs from base 94 to 672 and encodes 192 amino acids. Gene Ontology annotation, biological process: N-glycan processing. The record is from RefSeq and is a predicted model, not a curated record.